This is a messenger RNA of Gymnogyps californianus (California condor), 686 nucleotides long. It is a transcript of the gene LIF, whose product is annotated as LIF interleukin 6 family cytokine. Gene Ontology annotation, biological process: immune response. Gene Ontology annotation, molecular function: cytokine activity; leukemia inhibitory factor receptor binding. The record is from RefSeq and is a predicted model, not a curated record. Gene Ontology annotation, cellular component: extracellular region. The transcript is spliced from 3 exons. Lineage: Eukaryota; Metazoa; Chordata; Aves; Accipitriformes; Cathartidae. Bases 1 to 639 code for a protein of 212 amino acids.
AUGAAGUUCGUGCCGGCAGGCGUCGUGCCCUUCGUGGCCCUGCUCCUGCUGCAGCGGCGGCCGGUGGCCGGCCGGGCGCUGCUGGUGACCGGCCCCGGCUGCCCCGGUCAUGGCUUGUGCCGCUCCAACGUCCAGGAGCAGCAGACCCGCAAGCUGGUCACGCUGCUCAACGCCACCGCCCAGGACCUCUUCAGCCUCUAUCUGAAGUGCCAGGGAGAGCCGUUCAGCAGCGAGACCGACAAGCUCUGCAACCCCAGCGGCAUCUUCUUCCCCGCUUUCCGUGUCAACCGGACGAGCGAGAGGAAAGAGGUCAUGGUGGCCAUGUACAAGCUCUUCGCCUUCCUCAACGCCUCGCUGGGGAACAUCACGCGCGACCAGGAGGAGCUCAACCCCACGGCCAAGGAGCUCCUCGACCGGCUCCACAACACCACCAAGACCACCCGGGGCCUCAUCUCCAACCUCACCUGCCUCCUCUGCAAGAACUACAACAUCUUCCAGGUGGACGUCACCUAUGGGGAGAGCUCCAAGGGCAAGAGCGCCUUCAAGAAGAAGCAGCAGGGCUGCCAGGUGCUCAGGAAGUACGUGCAGGUCAUCGCCCAGGCGGCCCGUGUCCUCCUACCUCAUCUCAGCCCCCCGUGAGCGCCCGCCCCGUCUGCUCUGCCUCCCCCCACCAGCCGUCCCCCCGC